Molecule: messenger RNA, 942 nt
Organism: Lithohypha guttulata
Lineage: Eukaryota; Fungi; Ascomycota; Eurotiomycetes; Chaetothyriales; Trichomeriaceae
Exons: 3
Coding region: 1-942 (313 amino acids)
Biological process (GO): oxaloacetate metabolic process
Molecular function (GO): magnesium ion binding; catalytic activity
Source: RefSeq, a predicted model, not a curated record
AUGGCAGCCAAGAACGUCCUGCGAAGAGCUAUGCUCUAUGUGCCUGGUUCUUCGCAGAAGUUCCUCGAUAAGUCCAGGACACUAGCAGUCGACUGCGUUGCGUACGAUCUCGAAGAUUCAGUGACACCACAGCGGAAAGCCGAAGCCAGAGCGCUGGUACGAAAGGAACUGGACAAACCAAGUCCGGAUGCGGUAAAAGAAAGAGCCGUGCGUAUAAAUGCUGUUGGGUCUGGUCUGGCUUUGCAGGACCUGGAAGAGCUUCUGAAAUCAUCAAACCUGACAACCUUGGUCGUUCCCAAGGUAGAAUCACCUUCCGAUUUGACCUUCAUCAGCGAUGUUAUAGCGCACACUAGAUCCAAGGAGUUUACCAAUCCGAUCUCCAUCAUAGCUUUGAUCGAAUCUGCUAAAUCUUUAUCCAACCUGAACGAUAUAUGCAAGGCUACACCUCAUCUCCUAUCUGGCUUGACCUUCGCGGCCGAGGACUUUGCGCUUGACAUGUCCAUCACCAGGACUCCGUCACUUAGUGAAUUUCUGUAUGCUCGACAGAUGAUUGCUACCCAUGCUCGAGCCUACAACCUGCCCUCGAUAAUCGACCUGGUGACCACUGCAUUCAAGUCGGAAGCUGACCAGGAAGCACUUCAAGAGGAGGCCGAACAAGGCAAGAGAAUGGGCUACAAUGGCAAGCAAUGCAUCCAUCCUAGCCAGGUCAAGACUGUGGAGAAAAUCUUCAGCCCCUCGUCAAAAGAGGUUGAAUGGGCAGUGAGGAUCACCAUUGCUCAGAAGAAAGCUGAGGAGCAAGGUAAAGGUGCCUGGGCCCUCGAUGGCAAGAUGAUCGAUGCUCCUGUUGAAGGCAAAGCUCGAGCUAUUGUUCAGAAAGCCGAGCUGAUUGGUUUCGACGUGAAGAGCCUGCAGGAGAACUUCAGAGACGAAGAGCCACAAUAG